Hyaena hyaena (striped hyena) is the source of this 705-nucleotide messenger RNA. RefSeq names its product chromosome unknown C1orf54 homolog (gene CUNH1orf54). The record is from RefSeq and is a predicted model, not a curated record. NCBI's taxonomy places the organism in Eukaryota, Metazoa, Chordata, Mammalia, Carnivora, Hyaenidae. Bases 215 to 613 code for a protein of 132 amino acids. The transcript has 8 exons.
AUACCAAGUGACUGAAAGUCGGAGAAGGGGGGUGGCACCUAUUUGAGGAAAGAGGCUGUUUCCUUCCUUCUUCCAUCCUGUACCCAGAAAGUGGAGAAAGAGAUGAAUUGAGCCCAAGACAAGCAGAAGAGAGGACAUUUUUCUGUCUAGAAAGAGUGCUCAUCGGUUCUUCUGAAUAUUUUGACUGUGAAGAAAGAGAUUUCCAGAAUCCAGAAUGGAUGUCCUCUUCGUAGCCAUCCUGGCUGUGCCGCUCAUCCUGGGACAAGAAUAUGAGGAUGAAGAAGGACUGGAAGAAGACGAUUAUUAUCAGGUGGUCUAUUAUUAUACAGUCACUCCCAAUUAUGAUGACUUUGGUGCAAAUUUCACUGUGGAUUACUCCAUAUUUGAAUCAGAGGACAGGCUGAACAGGUUGGAUCAGGAGGGAAGGGAAGAAGCGGAAACUACCAUUAGUCACGGAACAGAACGCACAGACCAUCAGAAGCCUGAAACACUGAAACCAAUGACAGUGGUACCACAGAGUCCAGACCUGAAUGAUGCGGCAUCCAGUCUGCAGAGUCCUGCUCCCCUCCUCCUGUCCUGGGCCCUCGUUCAGGGGGGGAUGUAUUUCAUGUAGAAGGAAAAAGAAGGCUGCUACAAAUCUUUGGAUGGGGAUUUGGGAAGAGGAAAUUGGAAGAUAAAUAAAUGAAAUAAUCUGGUUACUCUCUA